CAGUUCGAGUCCUCUGCUACAUGCAUGGAGAAGGAUAACAUAUCCUGUCCUCGCUCCCAGCUAGAUUGCUUAGAUGACUUAGCUUAUCCAUGGCACCCUGGCCCUCGAACACCGCGACUCCAUUCGGCCAAAGCGGAUAAUUCCGAUGUCACUGUAUUCACCGUGGCUUCGACAUAUGUUUCCAUCGACUUGGUCAACUAGUUGCCUGGUCGGACACUUAUGAUAUUCUCUGCAACCCCUUCGGUGGGCGUCCUGAAUACUGGCUGUGUUUCCAGACGCGAUCCAUUUUACUACCCCUUCAACGUCGAUGCAGAACCCCGAUCAUAAUGUUCAGCUUCAGCGACAAGCGUCCAAGAGAUGACGAUGCAUUUGCUAGUCAGGACGAAAGCUUGAUACGUGCAAAAAAGAAACCACGUCCUCUACCGUUACGCGCCUUGCCCAUCACCACUCACGGACGAGACCUAGCUGAUAUCCAUCCAUUCCCUGCUCAGUUUCUCCUUCCUUCAACCUUGAUCCCGGCUGAUUCAUCAGAGGACGAUGACCAAGAAGGCAUUUUCAAUAAGUGUUUAGACCAUGGUAUCGUAAAUUCAGCAUACCAUAAUGUGCAGUCCCAAGGACAGGGAUAUAGUUCACCUGCUGUCAGCCUGGACACUGCAAUGGAGCUUGAUGUGAGAAGUGAUUGCCAGCCAUUAUCCAGCCGUGAUAAUAUUCAUCCUUUUUCAGUCGGCAUGAACCACAGUGAAGGCAUCCAAUUGUCUUCUGUUCCUUGCAAUCUCAUCAACCAGUAUCUUCAUAUCACCGAAGGAUGUAUGACUACUCCCACCCACAGUCACUUUACGAUGAACAUGGCUGCACAGACAGAAUCCACAACCAUGCCAUCUAGCAGUGACCCUGCUUGCAAGUAUCAGAACUCUGGAAAGGAUGAAAAGGCAGACUGCGGGCAUGAUCGGCAUCCCCUGAGCCUGAUCAACCAGGAUGGGAAUACUCUGCAAGAUAAUUACAGCGUGUCAACGGAUAACCAUGGACAAAACAAGGCGCCAUUGGGCAUUGCGAAAGCUGGGCCUCGCAAGGGAAAAACAAUGUUGUCAAUGGGUUACCGCGCUGACUGUGACAAGUGUCGACGUAAGGUCCCGGGGCACUAUAGCCAUUUGAUUCGCACAUGAGAAAUUAGCUCUUCCUUGCACAUUAAUGAAUGGGCUCUUGGAUGUGUAUUUUGAUUCUUCCUUGAGAUGGUUGGAGGCGUUAGGCUAGCUUGUGGAGUUCUUGGUGUUUCUCUCUGUGAUUGCCCUGUAUUCAUGGUGAAGCCGAUACCAUAGAAAGGCUAUUGAUGAUUA
Monascus purpureus is the source of this 1334-nucleotide messenger RNA. Lineage: Eukaryota; Fungi; Ascomycota; Eurotiomycetes; Eurotiales; Aspergillaceae. The record is from the annotation of a GenBank genome assembly.